Molecule: messenger RNA, 2092 nt
Organism: Eptesicus fuscus (big brown bat)
Lineage: Eukaryota; Metazoa; Chordata; Mammalia; Chiroptera; Vespertilionidae
Product: zinc finger protein 14-like
Exons: 5
Coding region: 29-2092 (687 amino acids)
Biological process (GO): regulation of transcription by RNA polymerase II
Cellular component (GO): nucleus
Molecular function (GO): DNA-binding transcription activator activity, RNA polymerase II-specific; RNA polymerase II cis-regulatory region sequence-specific DNA binding
Source: RefSeq, a predicted model, not a curated record
GGGACUCAGGGGGCCCAGGAAACCAGAAAUGGACUCAGUGGCCUUUGAGGAUGUUAAUGUGGAGUUCACCAUGGAGGAGUGGGCUUUCCUGGAUCCCACCCAGAAGAAACUCUACACAGAUGUGAUGCUGGAAACCUUCUGGAACCUAGCAUCUGUAGCAUGUAUUUUAGAAGAACAAUGUGAUGACCAUGACAGUGAAGAUCAGUAUGAAAAUCAUAGGAGAAAUCUUAGACGCAAACUGUACCUGUGUCAGGAAUAUGAAGAAAAACCUUAUAAAUAUAAGGAGCCUGAGAAAGCUUUAAAGCCUCACCGACAUAUUCAGAGCCAUGAAGGCAGCCCCAAUGGGAAAACUUUCUACUAUUCAGCUUCCCUUAGAAAUCAUGAAAGGACGCAUGUUCCUGGGAAACCAUAUGAGUGUGAGCAAUGUGGGAAAGGCUAUAAUCGUCUCAUUUUCUUUAAACUUCAUAAAAAUACUCAUAGGAGAGAGAAACCAUAUCAAAGUAAACAACAUGGCAAAGCUUUCAGUUCUCCCAAUUCCACUUCUCUUAGAAAUCCUGAAAGAACUCGUACUGGUGAGAAACCUUAUGAAUGUGGGAAUGUCUUCAGUUGGCUCAGCUCUCUUGGAAAACAUAAAAGAAGUCAUGCCGGAAAGAAGUCUCAUGAAUGUAAGGAAUGUGGUAAAACUUUCCUUUAUCCCUCUUUCCUUAAAAUUCAUGAAAGAACUCAUACUGGCGAAAAGCCCUAUGAAUGUAAGCAAUGUGAGAUAGCUUUCAAACAUCCCAGUUCUCUUAGAAAUCAUGAAAGAAUGCAUACUGGGGAGAAACCCUUUGAAUGUAAACAAUGUGGAAAAGCUUUCAUACAUUCCACUUUUCUUAGAAAUCAUGAAAGGAUCCAUACUGGAGAGAAACCCUAUAAAUGUAAACAAUGUGGGAAAGCCUUCCAUUAUAGCAGCUCUCUUGUUAAACAUAAAAAAAAUCAUGACAGCAAGAAGCCUCAUGAAUGUAAGGCAUGUGGUAAAACUUUCGCUUAUCCCUCUUUCCUUAAAAAUCAUGAAAGAAUACAUACUGGGGAGAAACCCUUUGAAUGUAAACAAUGUGGGAAAGCUUUCAUACAUUCCACUUUUCUUAGAAAUCAUGAAAGGAUCCAUACUGGAGAGAAACCCUAUAAAUGUAAACAAUGUGGGAAAGCCUUCCAUUCUAGCAGCUCUCUUAAAAAACAUAGAAAAAAUCAUGAUGGAAAGAAGCCUCAUGAAUGUAAGGAAUGUGGUAAAACUUUCCCUUAUCCCUCUUUCCUUAAAAAUCAUGAAAGAAUGCAUACUGGGGAGAAACCCUUUGAAUGUAAACAAUGUGGGAAAGCUUUCAUACAUUCCACUUUUCUUAGAAAUCAUGAAAGGAUUCAUACUGGAGAGAAACCCUAUAAAUGUAAACAAUGUGGGAAAGCCUUCCAUUCUAGCAGCUCUCUUGUUAAACAUAAAAAAAAUCAUGACAGCAAGAAGCCUCAUGAAUGUAAGGCAUGUGGUAAAACUUUCCCUUAUCCCUAUUUCCUUAAAAAUCAUGAAAGAAUGCAUACUGGGGAGAAACCCUUUGAAUGUAAACAAUGUGGGAAAGCUUUCAUACAUUCCACUUUUCUUAGAAAUCAUGAAAGGAUCCAUACUGGAGAGAAACCCUAUAAAUGUAAACAAUGUGGGAAAGCCUUCCAUUCUAGCAGCUCUCUUAAAAAACAUAGAAAAAAUCAUGACGGAAAGAAGCCUCAUGAAUGUAAGGAAUGUGGUAAAACAUUCCGUCGGCCCUCUUCCCUUAGAGAGCACGAAAGAACUCAUACUCCGGUAAAACGCUAUGAAUGUAAGCAUUGUGGUAAAGGUUUCUAUUAUCGAUCUUCUCUUCAAAAUCAUGAAAGAACCCAUACUGGGGAAAAACCUUAUAAAUGUAAGGUAUGUGGGAAACUUUUCUCUGGUUCAGCUUCCCUUAAAUAUCACAAAGGAAUGCAUACUGGGGAAAAACCUUAUCAAUGUAAGCAAUGUGGGAAAGCCUUCUUUUUCCCCAGCUCUCUUGCAAAUCAUAAAAAAAAGUCAUGCCGGAAAGAAGCCUCAUGA